Molecule: messenger RNA, 1836 nt
Organism: Vicia faba (fava bean)
Lineage: Eukaryota; Viridiplantae; Streptophyta; Magnoliopsida; Fabales; Fabaceae
Source: the annotation of a GenBank genome assembly
AUGAAUGCUAGAGCACGCUCAACUCUUCACUCAAUCAAAUCUUCUUUCAAUGAUGCCAAACAGGAGAAGAAGAUGGAGGUUGGAGGAAGCAAAGGAAUGAAAAAUGGUCGUCGAUCUAAUCGAGAAAAGAAGAUUGCAUUGCUACAAGAUGUAGAUAAGUUGAAGAGGAAGCUUAGACAUGAAGAGAAUGUUCAUAGAGCUUUGGAAAGAGCAUUUACAAGACCUUUGGGAUCUUUGCCUCGUCUUCCUCCUUAUCUUCCUCCAUAUACAUUGGAGCUUCUUGCUGAGGUAGCAGUGUUGGAGGAAGAAGUUGUAAGGCUUGAAGAACAAGUUGUGAAUUUCAGGCAAGGUUUAUAUCAAGAAGCUGUGUACAUUUCAUCUAAAAGAAAUGCGGAAAAUUUGAAUGAUUCUAUUGAUCAAAACCACAUGAGAAAUAGUAGUUCAAAGCAUCAAAGAUCGAAAUCUUAUUCGCAAAAUGAGUUUAAUUCAAUGACAACAACAAAGGUGACACCACAGAAUUCUCUUGCCAGAAGUGCUUCUAGCAGGAAGCUAUUAUUCUCUCCUGACAGUGUCAAUAAUCGCAGUGGGGGGAGUAGUAAUGGGAAGCAAUUGCACAGAAAACAAGAUUCAUUCUCAUCUAUCCAAGAAGAGGGAAGAGGAAAAGAGAAUCUAUUGUUUGGUAACUUUCUGAAAGAUAAACAGUCUCCGGUGAAGAAAAUAUCGAAACUCAUUACUCCAUUAAAGAAAUCUCCACAUAAACAUGAAUCACCUCAGAAGAACUCCGUGGAUCACUUCAAAUUGCAGCUGGAUUGGAGAUUAUCAGAACAUGAAAGAGCUUCAUCAAAUUCGCCAACAAAUAAUAAAGUGUCAAAAGUUGAUAGCACACCGAAUAGAGUUUCGGAGGAUCUUGUCAAGUGUUUGUCUAACAUAUUUGUGAGAAUUAGUACAUCCAAGGACAAAUUUGUGGAACCAAAAACUCCUUCAACCUCUGGAUCAUCUUUCAACCAAUACAGCAAGGAAAACGAUCAGUUUUGUGAUCCCUAUGAUAUCUGCUCAGAAUCCAUAACAACAGAAGUUGGUCCAUAUAAGAGUUUAUGUGAAGUUAAAGCCUCUACCGUUGAUCUCAACAAAACAACAAAUGCGAUGUUUCUUAUCCACAGAUUGAAGUUUCUUCUUGGGAAACUCGCCUCGGUGAACUUGAAGGGCCUUAACCAUCAAGAAAAACUUGCAUUCUGGAUAAACACAUACAAUUCAUCUAUUCUGAAUGCAUACUUAGAACAUGGCAUACCCGGAAGUCCUGAAAUGGUUGUAGCACUAAUGCAAAAGGCAACAAUAGUAGUAGGGGGACAGUUGCUGAAUGCAAUCACAAUAGAACAUUUCAUCUUGAGACUACCUUAUCACCUUAAAUUUACAUGUCCAAAAGCUGCAAAAAAUGAUGAAGUGAAAGCAAGAAGCAUAUUUGGAUUGGAAUGGUCAGAGCCCUUAGUAACAUUUGCACUUUCAUGCGGAAGCUGGUCUUCACCUGCAGUGAGGGUGUAUACAGCAUCAGAAGUUGAAAAUGAGUUAGGAGCAGCAAAAAGAGAUUAUUUACAAGCAUCUAUUGGAAUCACAAAAUCAAACAAGAUAAUAAUUCCAAAGUUGUUGGAUUGGUAUUUACUAGAUUUCGCCAAGGAUCUUGAUUCUUUAUUGGACUGGAUUUGUCUCCAAUUACCAGAUGAAAUAAGAAACCAAGCAGUUAAAUGCCUUGAAGGACAAGAAAGAGAGUCUCUUUCAAAGAUGGUACAAAUGAAGCCUUAUGAUUUUACUUUCAGGUUGCUUUUACACACCAAUGAAUAA